AUCUAGCCUAUGAGGAAGGUGCUUUGAAUGUCCCGGAACUUUGUAGCUGACACAAAUAUUUCUCCUCAAAAACCCACCGAGCUUAGAAAAAAAAAAACUCGGGAGAAAUUGUGUCAGUACACACUGAUCUCGCUGGUUCUAGAUAUGACUUACCGCUAAUAAACAAUUCACCAAAGCAGAUUAAAUUUGUUUAGUUACGUUUACUGUGUUCUUAAUUCAUUGGAUAAAGUGUUGAAAACUUGGAAUAUUUUCUACACAGACCUGUCGAACUGGAUGUAAUUAAACAGCCGAACGGGACAGGUGUGUCUUAGUGCGGUGGUGACCGUAUAAGUUGAAGGAUAUGAACUUUACUGUUGUCUUAAGCCGUCUGCUGUUCAGUCGUCCACGCGUGGAGGUACUCAUUUUCAACAGUAGGCCCUAUAUGAAAACAAUGAAAUUAUUUUAUAUUAUUUUAAAAAAAACUAUGAAGUUAGUUUUCUUUCGCCAUGGAGGUUAUUCAUUAAGAACAAUAAAUAAAUUAAAAUGUGAAUUCACAAGACAAAUCCGCGUAAUUAACCCUAAGAGGACUGGCAAAAAUAUGCAGACUUGUUAACCCUUAGAGGGACUUUGGAGACCCCCUAACUAUGCUGUAGGAAUCUAAACUCUUUGACAGGAUGGAGUCUAGACCAGAGAUAAACGAUUUGGUUCUAGACGCCAGUGCCUUCCUGCUGUCCGAGGAGUUUGUCCAGCAACUGGCCACUGAACUCGAGCCUUAUCGUCUGCAGGUGUCUCAGGAGCUUGGCCUGCCGUCUAACGCGGCACUGCCUGAGGGGCUACUGACCUGGAAGAACCAAUCUGGCGCCACACUCUUCGUGUUGAUCGGCAUCCUCAAGAAGAUCAGGAGACCCAACUGUAUUGACAUGAUCGCCGCUUACAUGGCUAAAAAUACGAUGCAGCUGUAUGUGAAGGUGGACAGCGAUGUUGAAGGUCGUCCUCACCUGUCCAACCGUCGCUUCCAUGAGGUCACCACAUGGCCAGACGUCACCCUGGAGGAGGCGCUGAAGAACAUUCUCAGCGGAAGUCUGCGGAACUACGAGAUAGCGGGCCCAGGACCGGAUGUCACUUGGCAAACCAAGGCAAAGGACAUUAAGGGGAAACAACUGACAUUAUUGCAUCAUGACCAGCCCGCUCAUGAAAUAUCGCUGAACACAUACAGGAUGAUGGAUGAAAAUACUCACCCAAAAGCCUUCAAUCACAUGAACAUUUCAGGCUACAACAGUGGGAUGAUCCCUGACCCAACAAAGAUAGAAAACUUGAAGUAUAAAGACACUCUAUCUGUUGAUUACAUGGCAGUCAGUAAUUCCAACAACAUGAUAGUGACCACCCCUGAGCCCCACAGCUCCAUGUUGCCUGAGGGACGCUCUGACACCCUCACCCACUUCACUGAUGACAACAUGGAGUUUGAGUACACCCUACACUCCCAGACCCACGCCAAGAUCCCCAUGUUUAGAGAAGACCCCAACUUCGAGGCCUCGGGCAGCAAAAAGUUCCACAACAAAAAAGUUUUUGACAGCCCCGUAGAUCAGCAGCCAUCCAACCUGUUGUCUCAGCCUGCGGGGAAUGUGCCCAACUUCAGCAUCAUCAUCAACGAGGACAGCCAUUCACAACUGUGUAAAAACUUGGAGCCAGAAAAUGACAUGAAACAAAGCAACAUACACAUCAACAGCCAAUGUAUGCCACACAAUGCACCUCUCAACAGAAUUAUUCAUCCAUCUAGUCAAAUACCUCAACAAUUAGUUGAUAAGACAUUGAGUAAUAAUUUUCACAUGAUUGAAAAUGUGAAAAGCUCUGAUACCAAUAUGGAAACUGAUGAGCUCUCAGAACACAGCAUAGAAUCAUCUUUUUCCUCCAGUUUCUUGAAAAAGAUCCCUGAUUCCCAUGUUGAUGAUUUAGAUCAGCCGGAGUAUGUUCCCUUAGAAUUUCUAAAAAGUCAAAGUUUAAAAAGACAUGAAAAGCAAAACUCCUUUGCCUGCUCAGACAUGGAGGUCAAAGAUUGCUCAGAAACAAUGACAAACAAACUCUCAGAUUCACAGAGAGAUUUCUUGGAUUCACAGAGGGUUUUCUCAGCUCCACACUGCCAGGAACCUCCCAAAAAGCCUCACCAGGAACCUCACCCUGAACAUUUCCAUCCUGUUAGUGACAUCAGUCCAAGCAGGGAAGACGCUCCACAGCUAAAUCAACAACAUCUGUAUCGCCACACACCUCCACCCCAACAUUUGAACUUGCCAGACUUCAUUAGCUCGCAACUUCAUGGGGUGAGUGAGCGAAGAGUGGGCCAUUACAUGGACAUGAACCAAAAUUCAUCAGUGUCCCAGAUAGUUAACCCAACCCAGACUUUUUUAAGCGAGCAAGACAUGAAAAAUGGGUUUGUUCCUUUACAAUCUCCCCAGUAUGAGUUGCAGGAAUCUUACCCAGAUAUGAGAACACUUCCACAGUACACAAAUUUCCAUAGACACAAAGUUGUUGUGUCCCACCCAGGCAUGAGUCAUCCAGCCCCCAACGAUUUAUUUAGACCCGCCGCCUUCCCAACAUAUACACCGAACCAGACCGUCAGUUCUGAAAAUUCAAAUGGGAAACGAGCAGGAAGCACCAGAUCUGAUAGCACCAUAUCAGACACCACGAGGGCAGACAGUACCAGGUCAGAUGUCACCAGGUCAGAUGUCACGAGGUCAGGAUCUGACAGGGAUCAGAGGUACAACUACAUUGACAACAACCAAGUGACAUCUGUUAAAGAGGACGACGCCAUGAAGGAAGAACUUUCUAGACUGGAGGGGUGGUGUCCAUGGGCACAUGGACAGAACAUUAUUCAGACCAUGGAAAAAUAUAGAAAAAAAGAUGGAUGGUUUUGCGUGUGGAAGUCACGGCGUCAAAAUCGUUAUAUACUCACUGUGAGCCACAUGGAAAAAUUGAUUCAUCUGGAAGUUCUGGAAAGGCGAGACAGCAACUCAGUCAAAAUGUAUUUCUUAUUUGAACAUGGUCACAGGUACAACAGUGUGAAAAGUUUGAUAGACCACUACCGGCAGUCUGGAAUACAAACAGCAGUCAAAGCAGACGCCUCAAAGAAAAAGUACAAAGAAACUAUCCAACUGUUACAUCCAGUAAAAAAAUAGUGUUUGAAAAACCGUAUAAAGUCCUACCACUAAUGUGCUCUACAUAUGAUUGCAAUACCUUUUCUAAACAUUACUGUCAAUUUGUUUAAACAAUAUAUUUAUUGUCAUUCUGUGAAAUAUGUGUUGUAAAUAAUGUAAAAAGGUAUGAGUUACCAGAACGACAAAAAUUCUGUGAUAAAGUAAUUGAGAGAAAAAAAAAUUAUUUACUGAUAAUAUAUUUGAAAUUUAAAAAUCCGGCUAAAAUGGUUUUUGAAUAUUGAUGACUUAAAAAAAAAAACAGCUAAAAAGAAGACAAAAUUGUUUUUUUUAAAACACGGAACAAUUUUCAUUAUUGUAACAAUGUUGGAAUGUUUUUGACAAUAGUGUGUUGUUUUCUGUUGUAUACCUACCAGUCUGCAUUCUUGACCAACUUCUAUGAAAGGACAGUAUAGAAACUUUGAUGCUGUCCUAAAUGUCCUUUGUCUGCAUUCCAUGACCAUCUUAUAAAUGACAGGCAAUACAGAAAAUUUAAUGUUGUCUUUAAUGUUACUUGCAUUCCAUGACCAUCUUGUAUGUGAUCUUGCAAUAGUGAAUGUAUCACUAUACUGUCUUAGAUAAGUUGCGUAGAAUAUUUAUCCAUGCUAUUGACAUAAGCCAAUGUACUCCAGCAAUGGCCCAUAAACAACAUAACAUAGUCGUACCUGCAUACCCAACCCUAGAUAUUGAUGUAGUGAGAGAUAUUUUCCAAAACAGAAAAAUAUAAUUUUAAUUUAGGAAAAAUCUUUAAAAUAGGCUGGUCUUAGUCUUAACCAAAUGAUACAGACCGGCUGAAACACUAGAACGACCUUUAUCGUUACAGUAAAACUGGUCUAAUAGUCACACUGAAUUCUUAAUUAGUGAUGCAUAUUGACAGAUCUAAUGUUGCUUAUGGUUGCCACUUAAUAUUGUCUACUGGUAUUUUAUUCACUCUCUUUUCUAUUGUAGUAAUUUGUGUAUUAUGAAAACAAACACAAGCAGUUGCUUGUUUGUUUGUAUGUAACCUGAUAUCUGGUGUGAUUCUAGCUGGUCAGCGAAUUAUUAAAUUAACAAACCUCAUAUUUUCUGGCUGUUUACCAUUUAAAAAAUGUUUUCAGCUUUUAGGAAUUUAUUGUUUUGAAAAGUACAUUUUGUCCCUUGAGAGAUUUUUUCCCCCUAUAAAUUAAUUUUUCUUUACUUAUUUAAAUUGUUUAAAAUAUUUUGUAUUCAAUUCUAUAUUUAUUUAAAUUGUUUAAAAUAUUUUGUAUUCAAUUCUAGCAAGUUGUUGGUCUGAAGCUGAUUCUAGUUUUGACACUGACUUACCUCUGCCUGUUGUAAUAAUAGUAAAUUAUUCUCUUAUGUAGCAGGAAAUAAAAUUAUAUUGUUAUAUCCGAGUUCUUUUGCUUUGCAUCACUUAUUUCACAGAAAGAUGGAGCCACUCAUAAUGUUAAAGAAAUGUAACAUGAAUAUUGUAAGGUAAGGUAAGUGAAGU
This is a messenger RNA of Physella acuta, 4635 nucleotides long. RefSeq lists its product as uncharacterized. The record is from RefSeq and is a predicted model, not a curated record. Gene Ontology annotation, biological process: signal transduction. NCBI's taxonomy places the organism in Eukaryota, Metazoa, Mollusca, Gastropoda, Physidae. Gene Ontology annotation, molecular function: protein binding.